This is a messenger RNA of Aspergillus tubingensis, 327 nucleotides long. RefSeq lists its product as uncharacterized. The record is from RefSeq and is a predicted model, not a curated record. The transcript is spliced from 2 exons. The coding region runs from base 1 to 327 and encodes 108 amino acids. Lineage: Eukaryota; Fungi; Ascomycota; Eurotiomycetes; Eurotiales; Aspergillaceae.
AUGAAGGUCACCGCUGCGAUUGGGAGUUUUAUCUUUACCUUGUCAACCGCUGUCAAUGCGGCUGUAACUGGCAACUGCACACCAGGCAUGAAUUAUUGCCAAUCCGUCCUUGACGACGUUGGCGGUAAUAUGGAUGCAAUGCACGAUGCGAUCGUCCGAUGGGGUUCCCCUGAAGCGGCCCGCUAUCCAGGCGUUUGGGAUAUUUACCUGUUCCAUUGCAAUGCCGACAAGUCACUUUCUGUUAUCGAGGAAUGCCAUAUUGGCUGUUGGUACAGUGGGGCUGGAAAGAGUGACGUCUGUGAUGGCCCGUCUUCUGGGCCAUGGUAG